Molecule: messenger RNA, 1207 nt
Organism: Caenorhabditis auriculariae
Lineage: Eukaryota; Metazoa; Nematoda; Chromadorea; Rhabditida; Rhabditidae
Source: the annotation of a GenBank genome assembly
AUGACGGUGUCAUCAAUAAUGGCGGAAAUCGAAGAUAUCAACAGCAUGGCGACGAAUCGAAGCGCCAGAGCCGUCCGUUCAAGACGCCAGAAAACUCUCCGACACGGCAGCGUCCGUCGUCGACAGGUCUACUCGAUCGGAGGCGACAGCUACAUGACCAGCGCGCAGGUCCAGUCUUACCUCGAAGAUCAACAGCGGAAGCAACAGCAGGCCAGUUGCAGUCCAGGUCCUCCCGGCGUCGCUGGAAAUCCUGGUCGACCGGGAAAGCCAGGAAAACCUGGAGCUGCCGGUCUGCCCGGUAAUCCAGGAAGUCCAGCAAAAGCUCCUUGCGAGCCAAUCACACCACCUCCAUGCCAACCAUGUCCCGUCGGACCUCCUGGACCUCCUGGGCCGGACGGAGAAGCUGGACCGGCUGGUCCGCCAGGAAGCGAUGGAGCUCCGUCACCACCGUCCCCUCCUGGUGCUCCUGGAGAAGUUGGACCGGCAGGUCCUGCAGGAAACGACGGUCAACCAGGAGAAGAUGGACAACCUGGUAGGUCAUCUAGUUUUUGAGGAAAAAACCAACCAAAUCGAAACCUUCCGAAGAAAAAACUGAAAGCCGUGAUGAGAAUGAUGGAGAAAGAUUUGAAAGUUUCUCUAAUUAGCUCAUCUCAAACGAAUUUCCCGAUAUGUGAAUUUCAAGCUCUAUCUCUCUGAAAGAUUUGAAAAGUUUCGCACUCUGUUUUUUCUAUUUUUCAUAGUUGAGUUGGAAAGAAUAAAUAAAGUCUUUCUACUACGUUCCAUUUAAGAGCUACAAAAAUAUGCUCACAUGAAAAUCUAAAAAUACUGAAAGUAAUGUUCAAGGCCAUUCUUUCUAGGACCUGAUGGAGAAACGACACCAGUCGUUCCUGGAGAACCAGGCCCAGCAGGACCGCCAGGAGCCCCAGGACCUCCAGGCGCCGACGGCGAAGCCGGGAAAGGAAUUCCAGGAGAAGCGGGACCAAAAGGUCCUCCUGGCCCAGCCGGAGAGCCCGGAACCGACGGGAAUCCCGGUGUUGCAGGACCGGCUGGCAAAGCGGGAGCGGAAGGCGAGAAAGGCACUUGUCCCAAGUUAGUCAAAAAAAUAAACCAUUUUCUAUGUUUUUUUAAAUAAAUAAAAAUUAUCUCAAACUUCAGGUACUGCGCAAUCGACGGCGGAAUUUUCUUCGAGGAUGGAACUCGGCGAUGA